AUGGCUAUCGUGAGAGAACCAACGGUCGGGACAUUCCUUCAGGGCAACUGGUCAAUUUUAUUAUUGGUAACUGUCGCUAUUACCAUUGGCAUCCGAUUGAUCCCUUCGCGGGCCAAUGUUCCUGUCUAUAGUAGGUAUUCGGGCUGGCGAGGUCGCUGGAAGGACUCGCUGCACUAUCUUCACGACAGUGCUGGAACCUUGAGAGCUGGCUACGAAAAGUUCUCUCGUCACGGACAAUUCUUUCAACUUCGGACGCCCAUCCGCUGGAUUGUAGUUGUGCCGCCUAAAUUCGUGGAUGAAAUUCGCACCGCACCGCCAACGCAUUUGAGUGCUAAAGAGUCGGCAAACGAUGUGCUUCAAACUAGAUACACAGUGUCUCCAAUCGUCGAGGCAGAGAAAUUUCAUUUCCACAUUGUCAAGACACAUCUCACGCCCAACCUGGAGAACAAAAUCGAUGAUAUUCGCGACGAAAUCAAAUUGUCAUUUGGAGACGAGAUAGGAAACCCAACCGGUGAGAUUCCCAGACCCCGUCAACCAAAGGCCCUUUCUCAUCUUUGUGUAGAUUGGACGGCGGUCGUGAUGUCUAGAGCAGCUCAUCGGAUCGCAACCCGAACUGCCAAUAGACUACUCGUCGGGGCACCGUUGUGUCGGAAUGAGGAGUAUCUUGAUAUGUCUAUCAAAUAUACAAUAGAUGUAUUCGGAGGAGCCGACAAGCUUCGCGCCUGGCCUAAGUUCCUUCGCUCAACGGUCACGCAAUUUGUGACCAACGUUAAGGAACGGCAGAGGGUAGCUCGAAAAUAUCUCAUCCCGUACAUCAAAGCUCGUUUGCAGGAAGAAAGUCGUGGAUUACUUGAGAAGCCUCCCGUUGAUUCCCUUCAAUGGGUCAUGGACGCGGCACCAAAUUCCAGCGAGAGAGAUCCGGAGCGGCUGAUGUUUCGUCUACUGCACUUGAAUGUGGCGGCAGUGCAUACAACAAGUGCCACUUAUCUCAACGCGAUGUUGGAUCUGGCCUUCCAUACUGAAAUUCAUGGAGAGCUUCGAACCGAGAUUGAUAGCGCAGUCCAGGAGCACGGAUGGUCGGGGCGAGCAUUGAGUCAAAUGCGGAAGCUCGACAGCUUUUUGACUGAAAGCCAGAGGCUCUCUCCUCUUGCCAGCUCCCAAUUGACUCGCGCGGUGAUUCAGGAUUUCACAUUCUCUGACGGCACGACUGUUCCCAAAGGCUCCUAUGUUCUAGCACCGAUGUAUGCGAUGUAUUUGGAUGACGAUAUCUAUCCCAAUGCGUCGACCUUUGAUGCAUUCCGCUUUUCCAAGCUUCGAGAGCAGCCCGGUCACGAAAAUCGACACCAGUUUGUGACUACAUCUCCGACACAUAUCAACUUUGGACACGGCAAGGACGCAUGUCCUGGACGCUUCUUCGCAGCGCAGGAGAUAAAACUAUUGUUGGCUCAUGCUUUGCAGAGUUACGAUAUCCGGCUUGAAGAUCCAACUAAUCUGCCUGAGGGUUCUUGGUAUGAUCGUUCUCGAAAGCCUAACCAAACCGCGCGUGUUCUUUUCCGCAGUCGUUAA
Molecule: messenger RNA, 1566 nt
Organism: Penicillium arizonense
Lineage: Eukaryota; Fungi; Ascomycota; Eurotiomycetes; Eurotiales; Aspergillaceae
Product: cytochrome P450
Exons: 4
Coding region: 1-1566 (521 amino acids)
Molecular function (GO): heme binding; iron ion binding; oxidoreductase activity, acting on paired donors, with incorporation or reduction of molecular oxygen
Source: RefSeq, a predicted model, not a curated record